CUUCACUGGUGUUGGAGCAACACUUUUAAUACGGAAAGCAGAGAGCUUUUCAAAGGUCUGAAGCCCAUCAUUAGUCUCAGUAAUCUUGUGCUAUCCAGAUGUUUUGGAGUAUCACAGUACUUUAAUUUGGUCCAUGCUGACUGGGGGCUGGCAGGUGGUAAAGGCAGAAGCAUCAGGACGUCCCUGAAGAACCUUUGAAGUGGAGAUGACACACCCUGAAAAAGAAGCAAAUGGAUUAGACAAUCCCACUUUUAUUACCGAUGAUGGCAAACAUCACUGUAACUUUACUGAAGAUGGUGCUACAGUUCUAGACUAUGAAGAAAAGCCAGAAGACUUCAGCAAACAAGGUUAUAACAAGCUGGCUUAUAGUGUCACAGAUAUACCUCCAUGGUACCUCUGCAUCUUCCUGGGAAUUCAGCAUUACCUGACUGCACUUGGAGGUCUCGUUGCAAUUCCUCUCAUCCUUUCCAAAUCACUUUGCCUGGAGCAGGACAUCCUGACACAGAGUUACCUGAUCAGCACCAUCUUUUUCGUCUCAGGGAUCUGCACUCUUCUUCAAGUCAUCUUUGGAGUAAGGCUACCUAUUCUACAAGGAGGAACCUUUUCAUUUUUAACUCCUUCACUGGCCAUGCUCAGUCUACCCUCCUGGAAGUGCCCUGCUUGGACCAAUAAUGCCAGCAUGGUGGAUCCUACUUCCCCAGAUUUCAUUGAGCUAUGGCAGGUUCGAAUGAGAGAGGUGCAGGGAGCAAUUAUGGUAGCUUCCUGCUUCCAAAUUUUUAUUGGCUUUUCGGGUCUCAUUGGAUUUCUGAUGCGGUUCAUUGGCCCUCUGACUAUUGCUCCAACCAUAACCUUGGUGGCACUGCCUCUCUUUAGCUCAGCAGGGAAAGAUGCCGGAGAACACUGGGGUAUAGCAGCCAUAACAAUUUUCUUCAUAGUUUUAUUCUCUCAGUAUCUGAAAAAUGUGCCUGUUCCAUUACCGACUUACCAGAAAAGCAAAAAAUGCCAUUUCUCCAAGAUCUACCUCUUUCAGAUCUUUCCAGUGCUGUUUGCUCUCAUAAUUACGUGGCUAUUUUGUUUCAUACUCACCAUUACCAAUGUCUUCCCUUCGGAUGCGGGGACUUAUGGUUAUUUAGCUCGGACUGACAACAAAGGUGAUGUCCUGACCAAGGCACCCUGGUUUCGAUUUCCUUACCCAGGUCAGUGGGGAGUGCCCACAAUUAGUUUGGCUGGUGUAUUUGGCAUCAUGGCGGGAGUGUUCUCCUCCAUGGUGGAGUCGGUGGGAGAUUACUAUGCCUGUGCUCGUUUGUCUGGUGCUCCGCCUCCUCCCGAGCAUGCAGUCAAUCGUGGCAUUGCAAUAGAAGGGAUCGGCUGCCUUCUGGCUGGAGCCUGGGGAACAGGAAAUGGUACUACUUCUUACAGUGAAAAUGUUGGCGCUUUGGGGAUCACUCGGGUAGGUAGUAGAAUGGUCAUUGUGGCCGGUGGCUUUGUUCUGCUUUUGACUGGCAUGUUUGGCAAGAUUGGGGCUGUGUUUGCCAGCAUUCCAACACCCAUCAUUGGAGGAAUGUUUCUUGUGAUGUUUGGUAUCAUCGCGGCUGUGGGGGUUUCCAAUUUACAGUAUGCAGACAUGAACUCUUCAAGAAACAUAUUCAUCUUUGGAUUUUCUAUAUUUGCGGGUUUGACCGUGCCAUACUGGGUGGAGAAUAAUACAGAAAAACUAAAAACAGGAAUUGAACCGCUAGAUCAAGUGAUCCAGGUGCUGCUAACAACUGGCAUGUUUGUGGGCGGAUUCCUGGGCUUUUUAUUUGAUAACACUAUUCCAGGAAGCAAAGAAGAACGAGGAAUUCUGGCCUGGAGGAAAGAUUAUAAUACAGACUCUGAUGGUACUGUGAAUACCCUGCACAUCUAUGAUCUUCCAUUUGGAAUAGGUUCCAAGUUCUGUGUUGCUAACUGGUUUAAGUACCUUCCAACGUGCCCCAAGCAGUUGGCUACUCACAGUGCAAAGGAACAGGAGAAGAGCAUCAAAGCUGAUGUUGAAAGGAACUCUGAUAUCAGUAUUAACACAAAGGUUUAAAUCUGCACCAGGAGGAAAAAAUGGUUUCCUAAGCCACUGAAAAAUCAUCUUCCUUUCUGUGGGUUUCAUGAGCUGUGGCUGAGCAAAAGACCAAGAUCCUGUAAGCAGUUCUGUGAUAUCCCCCAAGAUCGGCACCAUCCUGAGUGUUGGUUUCUUUACAGCACCAUUUCAAAUAAUUGUCUAUUUAGGGAGUGGGAAGCGCAGGUGUGGUCAUGGGAAAGAAUUUGUUUUCCUUUCUACUAUGGAAAACUGUUGCCCAGGAAAUCUGAGUGUAAUUCUUGAGAAAAUGAAUGAGGCUUAGGUUUCAGUAAAUACAGCCUCAAGCUUUAUCUCAGCUGAACUGACCAAAUGCAGUUGAUCAAACUCCUUAAUUUGCACGCUUCAGAUUUUUGGUGCCCCCUUACUUUUUAAUCAUCAGAGUUGUUAAGUCUAAAACCUCUGGAGGACCGUUUGCUGGUUAAUGCGGGUUAUUUAAUGACUACAAUAGGCUUCUGGAUUAAAUUUGAGUUGCCAAAAGCAUUUAUAAAAUAAAAGUUGUUAUUUCUUAUUUGCUUUCAUGCAAGCCAAUAUACAUGAAUAGCCACACACAAUGCAUACUUUAUCCAGAUAAAUAUGUAAAUUCAUAUAAUGUUGUACCUUAUGUUUAAACUGUACCCAAAGGAAAGUAUCAGUAAUCUGAUAUGCAUUGGGAAAGGCUUUUGAUCAUUCUCUUCGGUGAAGGCCAUUUUGGUUUACUAAUGAGCCCGACCUCAUGCUGGCAAUUUCCUCAGUGAAUGCUGUUCUGGUUUCAAGACAAUUUGCACUGAUGACCUGUUGAUUUCAUGAUUGUUUGCAUCAUAUCACACUUUGCAAAGCAGUAUUUUCUAAAAUUCCAAAAAAAGGGAUUUGGAUCUGAUUAACCAUAGGGCACUGUUGAAGGAACAAAUCUGGUCCUUUCUGCCCCAUUUCAGUUUCCUGUCAUGUUGUACCUCCUUUUUUUCAUACUGGCCAUAUGUGCACUCUUCAGUCUUCCUCACUUCAGAUUUAAUACUGUUUUUCCACUUCAUGUAUUCAUGUAUUACUCUGAAGUAAGUAAAGGGAUAAUUUAAAUGUAAUACUCCCCAGCCUAGCAAUUACAUCCUUCUUUUCCUACAUGGCUAUUAAGCAUGAAUUGGAAACUUUCAUACCCUGCUUCUCAUCAUAGCUAUCCCAUAUACAUCCAAAUACCUUGCACGGCCAUUUGGGAGAAGUCAAGGUAGCUAGCUCCACAUACAACAGUUGUGCCUCUUUCAUGGCUAUUAACACGCAGUGAAGCCUAAAAUGCUAUCAGCUCACUAAGAUGGCAUUCCAACGAGCCUUUUGAAUCCAGAGUUUAGAGUUGCAUGAGGUUGUGGCAAGAGACAAUCCUUUAUUUUUAAACUAUCAGCAAAUAUAAGUCUGUAAGACGCUCUUCUCUUCACCUUGGUGAUAUAUCAGCAAGCCUCUUCUUGCUGCAUAGGAACAGUUGGGCAAUAUGCUGGGGUAUGCUUCUUCAUAAAUAAUAAAGCAAAGAUUCUGACAAAUUCUGGCUUAAUGAUUCUCCCCAUUCAAGGAGCAAAUUGGUAUGGGACUGUACCACUCACAGAAAGAAAGCAAAGAUGUAGAAUAUCC
Python bivittatus (Burmese python) is the source of this 3700-nucleotide messenger RNA. RefSeq names its product solute carrier family 23 member 1-like. Gene Ontology annotation, biological process: transmembrane transport. Gene Ontology annotation, cellular component: membrane. Lineage: Eukaryota; Metazoa; Chordata; Lepidosauria; Squamata; Pythonidae. The record is from RefSeq and is a predicted model, not a curated record. Gene Ontology annotation, molecular function: iron ion binding; oxidoreductase activity, acting on paired donors, with incorporation or reduction of molecular oxygen; transmembrane transporter activity.